UAUUAAAAUGCUACAGUUGGCUUGCCUGUAAUUGGUAUUUUAGCCAAAAGACUGGUCAGUUGGGCCACAGUGCUGUGGCAGGCUGCAUUGCCAACAUGUUGCUGGAUGAGUUUUGCGUAAAGGUUUACUUUUGGCCACUGCUGUCGUAUUUGGCCAACAUCAAGGGCUUGUGUCCGUUGUAUCCAACAGGUUACUAUCCAGUUUAUACGUACUAUCCGCCAACAUCAACGACUGCCACACUAACGCCUGCUCCGUCCACGCCCAUAGUGAUACCAACAUUUCAACCCACGCCGCCAUUUCCCACAACAACUACGACAACAACAACAACUACAACAACCACAGCAGCUACAACAACAACUGCAGCAAUUACAACUACGCCAGCACCUACUUGUCCGCCGCAGCCAUUUGUUUGCCUGCCUGGUGGCGUGCCUCCACUACCCAACUGUCCCUGCAUAGAUCCGCGCCAGCAACAGCCGCCCACAACGCCAGCAGUCAGUGCGGCACUCAUCGGUGCGGAUAUGAUGAUAUUCAUGCCACUAAAUGCGCCACAUCGUCGUCGUCGCCGUCGUCGGCGACGUCACUUAGCUACAGCAAGGCACUAGAUCCCACCCACAACACCAGCACCUAAUGAACAUUAGUUGUAGCAGCAAUAGUAACACACAAAAAUGCGCAAUAAAUUAUUAAACAAAACCCCAAUUGGCAAACACUUGGCACUUGUAUCCUUGCAAACCCAAACGUUCCCACACUCUGCUCAUCUCUAUUGCAGCGCAGUCGCAGAACUGCCAGGAUGCGCGUGGACGCGCUGGCAGCUGUCUACCGCUCAGCUCCUGCGCACACUUAAUACAGGAGUAUCAAACGCAGUCCGAGCCCAGUGCGUUUCAAGCCUUUAUGGGUCAGUCCAUCUGCGACUUUGAUGGCGAAAGCUUUUGGGUAUAAGCCAGUGCAACUCACUGUUAAACUUUAAUAACUCA
Drosophila busckii is the source of this 971-nucleotide messenger RNA. Its product is annotated as integumentary mucin C.1-like. The coding region runs from base 96 to 602 and encodes 168 amino acids. The record is from RefSeq and is a predicted model, not a curated record. NCBI's taxonomy places the organism in Eukaryota, Metazoa, Arthropoda, Insecta, Diptera, Drosophilidae. The transcript has a single exon.